Messenger RNA from Glarea lozoyensis ATCC 20868, 423 nucleotides. RefSeq lists its product as uncharacterized. NCBI's taxonomy places the organism in Eukaryota, Fungi, Ascomycota, Leotiomycetes, Helotiales, Helotiaceae. Bases 1 to 423 code for a protein of 140 amino acids. The record is from RefSeq and is a predicted model, not a curated record. The transcript has 2 exons.
AUGUCUGCUUCCAGAAGGUCUAGUCCAAUUCCGUCCAUCCCAUCUACUCCUAUUACAUCUCCUCCCCAUCUAUCUACUCCAAUCCCUUCUCCUCCAAUUUCAUCCACUCCCAAUUUCUCACCCCUCGAUCAGUCUUCCCCUGGUCAUUCUCCUUCAAACGACUCUUACUCCGACGAUCCCGCUUACGUUGUGCGAUGGCCGUACGUCGACAUAUUACUUUUGAUCCACAGGAACAGGGCUUUUUACGAUACACCCGGCCUUCCAGCGAUCGAUCAUGCCACGGCAUUUGCAAGUCCACUUGAAAGGCAAUUCUAUCAACUGAUUUUGAGCUACCCGGAGACAGAAAUUGACAGGCAGAUUGAUGCAAUGGUUCGGCAACUCCUCGUCGCUGAAACUGUGGUAUCGCGAAACACAGUAGAGUGA